AUGAAGUUUCACCGGAACGUCCAAAGAUGGACUAGUCUUGUGCUGCUUAUAGGAACUUUAGUAUCUGCCGACAAAAGCGGCCCAGAGUUGGCAGAUAUUGCCCACGAUGCAAAUCCAACUUGCCACAAGCCGAAUCUAUUUAAAACAGCGGCCAAGUUAACUACUACUCCCAAUCAAGAAGACCAAACACCCGCCGAGAAAUCCCACCCCGACUCUGUUGUGUCUCGAAUGUUAUCGCACUUCAAAAGAGCGGCUUCAUUUGUCCGCACCAGUCGAUCGGGUCUAACUCCGUACCUCAGUAGUGGGAUAGCUGAGUCAGGAGAAGCCGACGCCGCUCCUGCUAGUUCUGCUGGAUCGCCAUCGCCCGAGCCUAACCCGCCCCCUGCAUCCGCACCAAGUCCAUCGGCUAGCAGUCCUGCAGCCUCUCCCCCAUCUCCGUCGGCGGACAAACCGCCAGCUGGUAAUGCCAAACCUGCUGCCAAAGACCCCUAUGCCGGCCUAGAAGACUUCAGUUCUUCCCCGGCAACAACUAGCCCAAUGCUAGCCAGCUCAAAACCGACCACCAGUUCGGCAGCAGCAGUGCCUGCAUCAACUGCUAGUUCAGCCAGCAGCACACCUUCUACUAUGCCAGCUACUAUGUCCUCUACUACGGCACCUACAACCAGCUCGGCCGGCGGCAUAGGACCAUCAGUGGCUAGCUCUGCGACCAGCCCGCCUUCUACCAUGACAUCUGCUACUUCCAGUCUUGGUAUAGGACCUUCUACAGCUAGCUCGGCUGCUCCCAAAGAAAGUGGAGGUGUGCUUGAUGCAUUGUUUGGUAAUAAGAGCAAUACAUCCACCUCCGGAGUUAGUAGCACAGUGCCUCCAACUAGCAUCCAAACAAGUGCUAGUGCUGAACCGACCAAGACCAAAUCCACUACAACCGAACCAACUGCAAAAGAAAGCCCCGGCAUUAUAGAUACGCUAGCAAACCUCUUUAAGGGUUCUCCUGAUGAAUCUAAAAAGGCCGCUAGCCAAGGGCCCGAUUCGCCCACUAAGGCUUCUUCACCUGGUUCGACUAGCACCACAUCCGCCCCAACUAGUUUAACGACCAGUUCAGCUAGUGCCGCAGCUAAUACUUCGUCGACUGCAGCUGCAGCGACUAGCAAAGCAUCUACAACCGCCACCUCUUCAGCGGCUCCCAACGAAACUAGCAAGGGCAUUGUGGAUGGUGUUCUAGACCUACUCAAUAUUGGAGAUAGCAAGAACAAAAGCACGAGCGCCGCCAGCAAUACUAAGCCAACCCUCAGCAACACUGCGUCUACUUCCUCUACUCCAGCCACUACUUCUACUUCUUCUGCUCCAUCCACUACCUCUACUUCCUCGGCUCCAUCCACAGCAUCUACUUCUUCUACCCCAACCCCAACAUCUACUUCUUCUACCCCAACCCCAACAUCUACUUCUUCUGCUCCAUCCACUACCUCUACUUCCUCGGCUCCAUCCACAGCAUCUACUUCUUCUACUCCAUCCACAGCAUCUACUUCUUCUACUCCAUCCACAGCAUCUACUUCUUCUACUCCAGCCACUACCUCUAUUCCAACCACUACUUCUACUACCUCUGCUCCAACCACAACAUCUACCCCAACCACAACAUCUACUUCAAGCUCGACGCCUGCAUCAACUCAUGGCUGUAAUGGACAUUCUUGUGGCGGUCCUCCGAUUAAUAACACCUACUAUUAUGGUCCUAUUGAUCAAAGUCACAAGAGCAACAUCCACAACCAAAGCACUGUUAAUAACACCAACAACACAAGCAACAACAACUACUCCACGAACAACAACACCAAUAUUAACAACAGCACCAACAUGAGCCAAAGCGUCAAUCAGCAGAACCACAAUAAUUCAAGGAAUACUACCAACACCAACAUUAGCAACAACACCAAGAUGAGUCAAAGGUUCAGCCAGAAAAACAACAACAUCUCCUCUAACACCAACAACACCAAUAUUAGAAACCGCACCAACAUGAGCCAGAAAGUCAAUAUGCAGAACAACAACGUAGCACCGGCAAAACCACCUAUUAAGCCAGCAAGACUAACAGCUAAUAGAGUAGCAAACAGAAACAACAACAGCUCUACUGCCACUCAAGCUUCCACACAAAACAACUCCAAGGCCAGUCAAAACAUCCAGCGUAACCAACAGUCACAAUUCUCUUCCUUCGCCAAUCGUUCUCAGCAGAGAUAUCAGGCCCGUUCUCAAAAUAACAGCUUUGCCCAGAGAUAUAGUCAAAACAACCGGUUUCUCCCACCCCGGCUGUGCGAGCGACCUGCCUAUAAUCGGUUUGCCAACCAAUCCAGACAAUACAACCAACGUCUCCAAAAUAGUCAGGCUACUCAGUCCAACCAAGUCAACCAACGAUCCCAAGCUAACGCCCCUGCAAUUAACCGUGGGUUCCAAAACCAAAGAGCAGCCCAGCAACAAAGCCAAUAUGCAUCCUACCGAGCAAGCUCCUUCUCCUCCCGCCAAGCAAGUUUUAGCUCUAGUGCGACAAGAAGCCAGAACAUACAAAGCCAGGCGAAGCAGCAGCCUCCAACGCCACCUCCAAGCCCCCCACCCGCCAUAGCUGCAACCAAUGGCAACUAUCGCCAAAUGCAACAAAGAUCAUCCUCCAGCAAUUCACAGGCAAGUCGCAUGCGCUUCUCCCAAAGGAAUAGUUCAUCACAAAGCACCACUAACACAACCAAUACUAACCAAAAUCUAGCCCGGCCACAAUCACCACCCCCAGCACCGGCACCGGCACCAGCGCCAGCACCAUCUCGACUCACGGCCAGAACAAACACCGCGAAUCAAAGCAGUCGGUUUUCACGACAACUCUCAAGUAGUAGUACUACUAGGCAAACCCAAAACAGAGCUUCUUCAAGAGUACCGAUCCCACCUCCAGCACCGGCACCUGCGCCAGCACCACCUCAGCUCGCAGCCAGAACAAACACCGCGAAUCAAAGUAGCCGGUUUUCACGACAACUCUCAAGUAGUAGUACUACUAGGCAAACCCAAAACAGAGCUUCUUCAAGAGUACCGAUUCCGCCUCCGGCACCAGCGCCGGCGCCAUCUCGACUCACAGCCAGAACAAACACCGCGAAUCAAAGUAGUCGGUUUUCACGACAGCUUUCAAGCACGAGUACUACUAGCCAAACCCAAAACAGAGCCCCCUCACAAUCACCACCAAGUGCAUUAGCUACUCGUCGCAACAGCUACAGCCAAAACACUCAAGGUUCUGCAGCGAGAAACACUUUCAACCAACAGUCCUCUUCUUUGUCUAGAGCACAGCGUGCCACUAACAGCGCAGCCUGGGCUAAGGGUAGUGCGAUAACCAGUCGCACCAUCGGAACACAGUACCAGCGAUCAAAUAAUUAUCGUCAAAGGCCUCCCAUUCAAAACUUCGCACCUCAUGGACACCAUAAUGCUAGAGUAGCCCUAAAUGCCACCAACCAAGUAUCGACAUCCUCUGUUCCCGGAAACUGUGCUCGACAGCCUGUUGCUUCUAAUGGCAACAUGUAUGCUCAGCAAUCCCAAAUGUGGAAUCAAACCACGCAGUCCAUGACCCGGGCUGGUGGCUGCGGCGUCCGCCGAGGCCGCUCAUGCAAUCGAAACAUCCCACCUAACCCGACCAAUCCGAAUAGGCCGCCUAACCCGAAUAACACGCCACCUACAGAAGAAGAGCGAAUUAUUGUUGUUGAUCUGGACAACGCCGAGCACGAACUACCCAGGGCUCGGCUCUUUGAUGAAAUCAUCCAAAAGAACAUUCCACAACAAGAAGAGCAGCUUCCCGCCCUCCAAACCGUCUUCCAACACAUUGUAGUAGGAGAUAAAGCCAUCAGAGAGCUCAAGGCCACCCAAAAAGAAACUGAUUUCGGCUACCGGGUUGAAAACAACGAAUUCAUAAUUGAGCCCACUUAUGUCUCCUACGAGGACUUCCGAGCAAGCUAUUUAGAAGCCAACACCAAGGCCUUCAUGUCCUUCCUUAUUGAUGGCCGGCCAAUCGAACUACCAAUCACUCUAGAAGACCUGGACACAAACACAAGCACCAAAAUUAGUCUAGAGCAGCUUGCUGAUGCCGACCUAGACAAGUACACUAAGACACCACCACCCGCUACUCCCCAGCCACCCUUGAAAUAA
Messenger RNA from Nematocida homosporus, 4149 nucleotides. RefSeq lists its product as uncharacterized. NCBI's taxonomy places the organism in Eukaryota, Fungi, Microsporidia. The coding region runs from base 1 to 4149 and encodes 1382 amino acids. The record is from RefSeq and is a predicted model, not a curated record. The transcript has a single exon.